UUAUCAGCUCUUACUGCCAAAAUUAUGUCAACAAAAAUGACUUUGUAGCUGUAGGAGAAUACAAGAAAAGCAACAUCAAGCAUGGAGGCUUCAAGUUCUGCUCAUAUAGGGAAUCCCCCCACUACAACUAUGCGCCCUUUCUCCCCUACACCCACCUCUCAUGGCUACCUGCAGUUCUUCUGGGAGUACCAGGACAAUUCUGUCAUUGUGGAGCAUUACAACUACACGGGCAAGCUGCAGGGAGACCGCUACCGUGAAGGGCUCAAACCUGAGGGUAUUGCAUUCCUGGUGGUGUGUCUCCUCAUCGUCCUGGAGAACGCAGUGGUUCUUCUCGCUAUUUGGAGGAACAAGAAGUUCCACUUGCCCAUGUAUUACCUUCUGGGAAACCUGACUCUGUCUGACCUGCUGGCUGGGAUUGCCUACAUGGCAAACAUCAUCAUGUCUGGACCCUAUACUUUGAAACUGACACCACUGAUGUGGUUUCUCAGGGAGGGAGGGGUCUUCAUCACUCUGGCUGCUUCUAUCAUUAGUCUGCUCGCCAUUGCAAUCGAACGUCAUGUUACUAUGGUGACUAUGAGGCCAUACCACGGGGCAAAGCGGGGAAGGAUGUUGGCACUGAUUGGUGCAAGUUGGGCCCUUGCAGGGUUUUUGGGGGUCUUACCAAUUCUGGGAUGGAACUGCAUCCACAGACUGGACCAGUGUUCAACAGUCCUCCCACUUUAUGCCAAGAGCUACAUCCUCUUCUGUGUUUCUGUGUUCAGUGCAGUGCUCCUAGCCAUCGUGGUCCUUUAUGCCAGGGUUUUCCGCAUUGUCCGCAGCAACACGCAGCGUCAGAGGAUGGGCCUGUCAGGCAGCAUGAGAAAGGGAUUGGCGAGGAAGUCACAAAAGUACAUCGCCCUUCUCAAGACAGUCACCAUUGUGCUGGGUGUCUUCAUUGCAUGCUGGCUGCCCCUCUUUGUCCUCCUCCUCUUGGACUUUUUCUUCCCCACCCGCAGCUGCCGCUUGCUCUACAAGGCCGAUUACUUCCUGGGAGUAGCCAUGGUCAACUCACUCCUCAACCCCAUUAUAUAUACUCUGACCAGCAAGGACAUGAGGAGAGCAAUUCUGAGGCUGCUCUGUCGGCCGUGUCUCAUGACCAGAGAUGGUCAGGUGAAGAAGAUUGGGAUGCCAUUCCUGGAGUGCAGUUUCAGUAAAACCGAGGUGGCCUCCCAGAAGUUAGAAGGGGGACUAGAGACUACAAUCUCCUCUGGGAAUGUUAUCACCACCCCAUCUCCCAUUAAGGCCCUCUAUCCCAAACUCUUCAAGUCCUAAGGACAUAGACUGUCUGACUGAGUCCCUAAGAGCCUGGGUUUCUUACUAAACAGAGGACA
Molecule: messenger RNA, 1370 nt
Organism: Scomber japonicus (chub mackerel)
Lineage: Eukaryota; Metazoa; Chordata; Actinopteri; Scombriformes; Scombridae
Gene: s1pr5b
Product: sphingosine-1-phosphate receptor 5b
Exons: 1
Coding region: 82-1311 (409 amino acids)
Biological process (GO): G protein-coupled receptor signaling pathway
Cellular component (GO): membrane
Molecular function (GO): sphingosine-1-phosphate receptor activity
Source: RefSeq, a predicted model, not a curated record